UCGAGAAAAGCAUUACUCAAUCUAUCCCUAAAUGAGUAUGUAGACCUAAGUGCGCGCACGAAUCUGUACUUUGGAAAGCCUCGGCGGAAGUGUGAUGCCACAGAGCGCAGCUUGUCCGUGAUGAGACGGCCCGUGCACAAUCUGAGGAUAAUCGCAGGUGGAGAGGCCGGUGGUGGGAGCAGGUGUCUUGGUUGUGGCGGAAACACGCGUUAAUCUCGCCCGGGUUUUUUUUUUACACAAACAUUUUGCCCUGGAUCCGAGUCGCCGUUUUUUUUUUUCGCGUUCUCUGCCCUCGAUGAUCCACAAUGCGGUCCUUGGCUUGGUUCAUCGUCCGAUGCGCUCUCAUCCACUGCGCGCACCGGCUGACCGGAGCUGCCGAGGGACAGCGGCGGUGCAGUGAGACGGACUACUACUACGAGUACACGGAGUGUGACAGCACUGGAUCUCGGUGGCGGGUGGCCAUUCCGCAGAGUCCCGGGGCCUGUGCAGGACUACCAGAGCCUGUCCGCGGCACAGAAUGCACCUUCUCUUGCAAAGCUGGAGAAUUCCUGGAGAUGUCAGCCCAGGAGUGCACCCCGUGCGCAGCAGGAAGCUACUCUCUUGGCAGCGGUAUCCGGUUCGACCAAUGGGAUACCAUGCCUGCAGGAUUCAGUAGUCUGGCAACCUCCGUGGAGAACAGUCCCCGUAGAGACGACAGGCUCUCCUGCAACAGUUCAUCAUGGGUGCCUCAGGGAAAUCAUCUUGAGUCCAACAGGGAUGAAUGCACAGUGUCUCUCAUCUAUGCCGUUCAUCUGAAGAAACAGGGUUCCAUCAGCUUUGAGUAUCAGUACCCAGACAACAACCUGUUGUUUGAGUUCUUUAUCCAGAAUGACCAGUGUCAGGAGAUGGAUCAGUCUGCUGAUACCAAGUGGCUGAAGCUCACCAAUCACGGUGAAUGGGCAACCCACACGGUGGAUUUGAAAUCUGGUACCAACAUCCUCUAUUGGAGGACAGGGGGUGUUUUGAUGGGCACUAAAGUGGUGAAGCCAGUUCUGCUGAAAAAUGUUCAAAUUGAAGGUGUUGCUUAUACAUCAGAGUGUUUCCCAUGUAGUCCAGGGACGUUCAGUCGGGUUCCGGGCUCCUCCAUGUGCGAACGCUGCCCUCGGGACACAUUCUCUGGCCAUGGAGCCAGUUCCUGCACGCCCUGUAACACCACCACUCAGUUUGCAGCUGAAGGAUCAGCUGUAUGCAAAGACAGGCCACCAUGUUCCAAAAAAGACUACUUCCAGAUCCACACAGCAUGUGACCAUGAUGGCAAGACGCAGGUCAUAUAUAAAUGGAUUGAACCGAAGAUCUGUCUGGAGGCUGUCCCUGGAGCUCAGAUCUUGCCUGCAAGUGGGGAACGUGAGCCCUGUCCGCCCUGUAACCCUGGUUUCUAUAAUAAUGACACGGCCACUUGCUCUCCUUGCCCUCCUGGAACCUACUCUGAUGGAAUGAAACCGUGUCAGCCAUGUCCAGCAGGGACAGAGCCCUCUUUGGCUUAUGAGUAUAAAUGGUGGAACGUUCUUCCGUCCAAUAUGAAAACCUCCUGUUUCAAUGUGGGAAACUCCAAAUGUGACAGGAUGAAUGGUUGGGAAGUUGCAGGCGAUCAUAUUCAAAGCGGAUCAGGGAGCUCGGAUAAUGAUUACCUCAUCCUCAGCAUCCAUGUACCUGGCUUCAAGUUGCCUACGUCAGUUUCAAGUCACUCAGUGACAGAAUUUGGUCGCAUCACAUUUGAAUUUGAAACUGUGUGCACAGCUGACUGCGAGCUCUACUUCAUGAUGGAUGUCAACAGGAAGAGUACCACAGUGGUGGAGUCAUGGGAGAAAAUGAAACCAAGACAGACAUACACACACAUCAUGACCAAAAAUGCUUCGGUUUCUUUCACAUGGGCGUUCCAGAGGACUAACCAACUUUCAGAUAUGCGCCGGUACAUCAACGACGUGGCGAGGAUCUACUCCAUCACCGUGAGCAACGCUGUGGAUGGCGUGUCCUCCAGCUGCCGGAUCUGUGCCCUCAGCGCACAGCCCUCCAGCUCCGCCUGUGUGCCCUGUCCGCCCGGGCACUACAUAGACACACUCACCAGCCAGUGCUUGGAGUGCCCACCAAACACUUACCUCAUCCCUCACGCCACCCCGGGAUCUGAAGCCUGCAAAGUCUGCGGGCCGGGUAGCAAAAGUGACAAGGACCAUAGGUUCUGUUACAAUGACUGCCACUUCACCCACACAGAGGGCAACACCACCCUGACUUUUGACUUCAGCCUCCUGGGGUCUGUGGGGUCACUGAUGAAUGGUCCAAGUUUUACUUCCAAAGGAACCAAAUAUUAUCAUCUGUUCAAUAUCAGUCUGUGUGGAGGACAGAAUCGGAUGGCAGUAUGCAAAGACAACGUCACAGACCUGUCAGUGUCCGAGUCCCAGAGGGAGAAAGGAGAUGGUCCCAGUGCUGUUAAGACCUUUAUCUGUCAGUCAACAAUAAUCCCAGCUACCGGACGAGGCUUCCACACCGCACUCUCAUCCCAGUCCAUUAACCUGGCUGACACAUUUCUUGGUGCAACUGUAGUCGAUAACCUUGAAGGCGUAAGAACAAUUCCAGACCUGUAUCCCAAGAUGUCAAACAAAGUCCCUGACAUCAACUUCUACUACAGAUCCUUGGAGACGACAUCGUCUUGCGAGUCAGGUCGGAGCACUGUGGUUAGUCUUCGCUGUGACCCAGAUAAGAGCACGAAAGGGCAGCUCUCUGUGCCCAGUCGGUGCCCUGCAGGAACAUGUGACGGCUGUGCCUUUCAUUUCUUAUGGGAGAGCUCAGGGGCUUGUCCUACAUGCACAGAGAGAGACUACCAUCAGAUAGAGGGAGUCUGCAAAGGAGGACACCAGGACGUGGUGUACGUGUGGACUGAACCAAAGUUGUGCAUGGGAGGCGUGACCUUGCCUGAAAAGAAGACGUUGCCCUGUGAGGGGAUGGAGUUCUGGAUUCGGCUUGGUGCAGGGACGGGGUCUUUCACUGCCGUGCUGCUCGUCUGCCUCACCUGUUACUUUUGGAAGAAGAACAAAAGGUUGGAGUACAAAUACUCCCGGUUGGUUAUGUCUGCUAAUAAGGAGUGUGAAAUGCCAGUGGCUGACAGCUGUGCUGUGAUGGAGGGCGAGAACGAGGGAGACAUGGAGGAUGAAGUUGUGUAUACAAAACCUUCUCUACUUAGAAAACUCAAAGCCAUAGCCUCCAAGGGAAAUGGUGAGAACUAUGAGAACGUUCAGCUGAACUCGUCCCAAUCAAAAGCGCUGGUGUGGAGCUAG
This is a messenger RNA of Menidia menidia (Atlantic silverside), 3308 nucleotides long. The record is from the annotation of a GenBank genome assembly. Lineage: Eukaryota; Metazoa; Chordata; Actinopteri; Atheriniformes; Atherinopsidae.